UUGAGACUUGAAUUUUUUCCAUUAUACAUACAAUAUAACAUAUUGAAAUGAGUUAAAAGUAGAGAAUUUUCCAUCACAUCUACCUGCAACUCCCUCCAUUCUCUACAACUCUCCACUCAUAACUUCACAAGUUCCAGACAAGAUCAGCCCAUUUCCUCAAAUUUAUUACACACAUGGCUGCAGAUACAAUUUAAUUAUUAAAUUUGGAAGAAAAAGGUGUUCAAACAUAAUUUCAAGUCACAAGUCAGUCCAUUUCCUCCACACAUUACCAAUCUUCAUCCUUAUCAUCUCACCUUUUUUAAACCAGAACCCAUGUCGCCAAACCACCAAAACUCUCUACUGCAACCAGCUAUAGACAAAACCGGUAAACUAACAUUCAAGAACUGGACAUGAAGAGUUCUUCAACCAAGGUGAGUGGGAUGAUUGACAAGUGGAUAAUUGGGAAGACGAAGAAGGGUCAUUUUGCGGUUUAUACCAGAGAAGGCAAGAGGUUUUUGGUUCCGCUCUGCUAUCUGAAUCACCCAAUCUUCCGAGUUUUAUUGGAGAUGGCAGAGGAGGAGUUUGGGACGAAGAGCCAUGGACCAUUACAGAUUCCAUGUGAAGAAGAAUUGAUGGAUUUUAUUCUAUCAUUGGUCAGGAAGAAUAAUCCUUGUGAUGAUGUACAGGAAGCUCUUACCUCCAUGGAUACCUGUAAAGGAGCUUCCGUAGCUUCUUUCUUCCCUAUCUUUCACGCACAUAAUAAUCAACGACAGCAGCAUGCAGUUUAAUGGAGCUGAUUUCAUGCCGAUCAGAAGCAGGUUUGAUGUAUGCACCUACAUUUUGGCCUCCUCAUGCAUUACGUUCUUGUAAAUUAGACCAGCAGAGCUUUUCUUAGGCGGUUUUCUUUCUCAUAUUUCCUGACGAAAUAAAAAAUUUUAAACCGUUUAUUUCCCA
Messenger RNA from Carica papaya (papaya), 933 nucleotides. Its product is annotated as SAUR-like auxin-responsive protein family. Lineage: Eukaryota; Viridiplantae; Streptophyta; Magnoliopsida; Brassicales; Caricaceae. The record is from RefSeq and is a predicted model, not a curated record. Gene Ontology annotation, biological process: response to auxin.